This is a messenger RNA of Helicoverpa zea (corn earworm), 5405 nucleotides long. It is a transcript of the gene stx, whose product is annotated as midnolin homolog. Gene Ontology annotation, molecular function: protein binding. Bases 163 to 2385 code for a protein of 740 amino acids. The transcript is spliced from 5 exons. Gene Ontology annotation, cellular component: nucleus. The record is from RefSeq and is a predicted model, not a curated record. NCBI's taxonomy places the organism in Eukaryota, Metazoa, Arthropoda, Insecta, Lepidoptera, Noctuidae.
GAAUGAAAACUGGUCACACCGACGGCCACAUCAAAAAACUGGGGGUCUGGCGUGACCCUGUUAUUUCUAUCCUGCAAUAAAAUAGCUGUGUAAUUUAAGAUAGUUCGUGUGUGCUUCGAACAGUGUUAUAUAGCAAAUUCUAGUGUAAUUUAUGAAGAAAUUAUGGAACGCGCGACGGGAACAGAGGUGUACGGGUGUGGCUCGCCCCAAACCUCGGACAUAACGCUGAAUAUACAAACUACUACGGGUGGUAAUUUCUCCAUCAGUUUGAACGGUAAAAAUACAGUGGAGCACCUCAAGAAGUUGGUUUCGAAGAAACUUAAGGUGUCUAAAGAUAGAAUAUGCUUGCUGCAUCGCGAAAGACAACUGAGGGACGGCACGCUCGAGGAGAACGGUCUGCUGGACGGAUCGCGCGUGAUCCUGCUGCCGAGCGUGGAGACAGGCCUACUGAGCCACCGGCCCGAAAACUCUGUCAUGCAAGCAUUAGAAUCCCUCAAUGACACUCAGGUUAAUGACUUUUUAAGUGGUAAAUCUCCACUGAACUUGACAAUGAGGUUAGGUGACCACAUGAUGCUGAUCCAGCUGCAGCUGUCCACCCUCAACUCGGCCACAACUAGCUGCAGGUCCUUGAGAACUUCCACACCUACCAAAAGCUCUGCUACAUCAAUACGGACUACUAAAUGUGACGCCAGGGAAUCACCCAGCCCUCAGACUGCCACUCCUCCUACCUGUACACCUGCGCCCGUGGACCACUCCUACAUCUGCAGUGAAGCCCCCAAACCUGAACAAGCAGCAGCACACGCUCUACAGAAGCAAGACUUUGAAAUACUACAGAACUGUUUCAACUUAUACCGGUCAAUGGCUGAAGAAAAAUAUAGUGACAAAACUGAUACUUGUGAUGACAAAGAAGAGACUAUGGACUCAUCCAACUGCACACUGUCAGAUAUCUCUGAGACCUCUAUAGAAAAUGAACAGUCCCCUAUAAAAUCCUUGUCCAAUUUAGUGUCUAGUCCAAUAGAUGCUUCCACCUCUGAAAGCAGAGAUGCAGCCCUUGUGAACACUGUAAAAAAUAACCUGAUAGAUUUUUUAUCACAAAAUAAGAUAAGCAAUGAUGUGAUACCUUCAACAAGUGCCAUCUGUGACAAGCAAUGCCCCUCCACAUCUUCACACACUCCCGACAGCUCACUCAGUGAUGACAGUGAUAAUUUUACUGACCAAAGUUCAUUCCUUGCUGAAAGUACUAUAGAUGAAUAUCCCAUGGAAAACCUAUUCAACAGUGCAGUAGACAAGGGAUUGUUUGAAGAUCAAGAUGAAUCUAUGAUGGAUAGAGAAAUAUCUAAUUUGGCUACAACUAGUCACGGCAGUCAGGAAGCCAACUCAGGCACACUUCCAUCUUUCCAAAGUAUAAAUGAGCCUUUGAAGAAUAAGAGAUUCCAAUAUUUACUUCAUAAGACUUCAAAAUUCAAGCACCCAAUUGGGCAGAGUAAGCAGAAGGCCUUUAUGCAAUCUGUUGUGAAUAAACACAAGAAGAGGAUGCAGAGCCGACAAGACACAAACCUAUCCCAGCCCUCUACCUCUAGAACUGAGCCUUAUAUUACAAAUUCUAGGAAACUAAUUCUGCAGCCUAGCAAUGGUCAGACUGAAGACAAUGCUACACCUUCCACAUCCAAGCAGGCUGUGUUUAAGGCUCCAGAUGCUCCUAAGAAGCCUCAGAGAGCAUCACCUACACCCCCCGUGGACACCAAGGCUCUCAUUGAAGCAUCAAAGAACUUAACACAGAAAUUAAAGAAGCUGUCUAAAGAGGUCCUCACUAAUAAGAUAGACUUGAGGGCAGCCGAGGAGACUGUGUGCAAGAAAAUUGGUCCCGGAGCUGUGAUAGAGUCCAUGAAGCAUCAUGGCAAAGGAAUUUAUUCUGGGACAUUCUCAGGCACACUCAACCCUGCUCUUCAAGACAGAUAUGGCCGACCAAAGCGUGAUAUCUCCACAAUAAUUCACAUACUGAAUGACCUGCUAUGUGCUGCUCCUCCCAUAGCUUUAGCAACGAAGGAAGCGGCGGCGGCUGCGGCGGCGGCGGCCGAGGCCCGCGCGGGCGGCUGCGGCUGCGCGGCGGCCUGCACGUGCCGCCUGGAGCCCAAGCCCUGCGCCGCCUGCGUCGCCAACGCCGGCGAAAUGUGCAAGAAAUGUGAUACCGCCAAGACUUUAGCCAUGGAGAACUCCAAAACUAAAUGCAAACUCGAGCAGCUCAGACUCGUCAUGCAACAGAAGAAGCAACGGCGCGAGGCUCGUAAGCUCAAGACGUUGCCUUACACCAACUCGCCGUCGAAAACGAUAUCGUCUCCCGAGCAGCCGCCCGUCAUACAGGAGGAAAUAGAAACGCUUGCCUAACAUCUAAUUCAAUUCGCGUAAAUUAUUAACUCGCGCUUCUAGAUUUGUAACGGUACUCCGCCAUCUUGUCUUGCUUUUGUAUGGAAAUUACUAAUUAUUUCAGUUGUCUCAUUAAAGGUAUCAUAUAAUUUAAUUUAUGCACGGGAUGUAUUCCGACUGCAGGCAUUGGAGACAUGAUAACUAACAAAUAGUGACACUGUGUUAUCUCUGUGUAGUUAGUAUCGAGCGAGCAUUCACAGCUUUGUUAACGCGUGCGGACAAUAAAGUGUUUCCAGAUUUGUGUUACGCGUGUGCAUUUCAAAUGUGGACUGAUGCUUUCAGAAUAUACUAAAUGCGAAUUUAUGCUAAUAGUUUAUUGUCUUACGGUGAGUCUCGAAUGGGUUGCGAAAUAUUCAUUCAUUACACUCGCAACGGUGUUCUGGGGAAAAAUAACGUUUUUCUGAGAAUUUCACAUAUUAACAAAGCUGAGGAAUGCGCGUCGACUCAAAGGCAUGAGGCGAGUGCAUAAAAUAUUCUAAAUUACCAUUUUAACUAAGUUUGGAUAUAGUAUACCCAAUAACUUUAAGUGCUAUUAUACGCAUGUACAAAUGAUAAAGAUUGAUUAGCAAAAUCACUAGUUCGUAGAUAAAGUAACCAGUUAAGGUCCACGAUACACUUGCCUGGCGCGGCUUCAAAUUGAUUUUUGUUGUUAUAUUUUAGAUUAUAUUUUAUUGGUUCGAAGUUUUAGACACUUGUGUACCUAGUUUAAUUUUUUUGAAAAUCACUAUUGAUUGAUAUUCGACAUUACGGGGUUUAGUAACUAACGCAUUUCAUUAUUUCAUACUCGAUUGCUGGGGCGGCCCUGACGCCAGUCUUCUGUAUCAGUCGGUGUCACCGUCGCUAGCUUGACGCGCGAGUCAGGCUUUUAUUCUAUCCACAUAGUCAAAUUAGAGCUCAGCGUAUUGCAAUUUGAUAAUAAUAAUGUAUCAUAUCUUUUGCUAAUCACCUUAGCAGUAUCUUCGAUUUUCAUCUUAAUGGAUAAUGCCUUGAAAAAGACAACAAAUGCUACUCAAUGUCGCAUUAAUAGAGUUCCGCGGGAGCGGCUCCAGCAUAAGAAAAUUGUAUAAAUUUAGGACAAGUGAUCUUAUAUCCCACUUUUUUAAGUUAAUAAUUGGCACUGUUAUUCUUAUAGUUAUUUUUUCUUUGUUUUCCUUUUCUCCUUUCACGGAUAUGUUGUUAAAGAUAAUAAAAAUGUUUUCUGGAUUACACAUUUUCGUUUAGUUUUGUUGAUUUUUUUAUGUCAUUAUUGAUUUACACGAACUAUUAUACUGAUACGAGCUGAGGUACGGAUAAAUAAAUUUAAACUAAUAUUAUUUUCAUGGGACAUUAAAUGUAAAUAGCUCGUUGAAAAUAAGCGCAACUACAGUUCAAACAACAGAAAGCAAGUUUUAUGACGUGUGAAGUCUUGUUCAACGAAAGAAGAGGCGUCAGUCCGAACAACUAGUACGAAGGAUUGAUGAUCGAUGCCUGCUGAUAGACGGACGAUUCUAAGAGGAUGACUAGUCGCGCAUUUAAUCCAGAAACUCUGAGAGCAGGUGUUACACACGCAGCAUUACAUAUUUUUGAAAAGAGCAACUGUUGCGAAUAGUGCAAGAACACAAGCACAUGAGGCUUGUGAACGAUGCUGCUAUUUGGUUUAAAUUGACUUAUCCGAACCCUAACUCGUAAUAAUACUUUAUUAUGUAAAGGAUCCAAUCCAUGUCAAAUGCAAUACGGACGAUAGCAAGAUGACGAUCAUAGAUACACUAGAACUAGCUUUGUACAUACAUAUUAUGCAAAAGAUUUCGUAGCGGUAAAGUGCUUCUUUGAGUAUAUUCAUCAAUUAAAAAAAAAAGUUUUAUCAUUCAAUUGCCUAGACAUAUAUUAGGGGUUUAUUGUGAAAUAUCUCUGUGAAUACUAAUUAGUAGGAAAACUAGUGACCCACUAUACUAAACAAAGGCAGGAUGGAAAUUAUUAGUGUAUAAAGUAUGAAGAUCAACAUAUUAUGCUAUUUAUUUAAGUUAACGUUGAGAAUUACCCAAUUCAGUUUCUCUUCUUGGGGGAUGUGGUGUGAGAAAAAGUAGGAAGUAAAUUACGAAAAAGUUAACAUCACUAGUCUCGCGUAUAAAAAGACUAAUAAAUGAUGGGAAUGUAAUGGGUAGUGAACUGACCAGUCUUCCAAAAGAAGUCCAGAAUCAAAUAAAUAAGGUUUUCCUCAAUCUAAUGAUGGUAAGGGACCAAAAUCCAGGCCAUUGUUACUUGUCUUCAAAUUAUCGAAAGCAAUAAAUGAAAUCCUUACAUGUCGGUACUACCCAGGCCAGGUUGUGGUCAUGACUGAACAGCGCCUUCUGGAUAAUAUCUAGUUUAGGAAGAGGAAAGCCAAGGAAAUGUCAUGUCUGUAAAUCCCUAUUAUUAUAUAAUUUAUUAAUUAUUCGAGGCUUCUAGUACACUUUUAUUUCAUUGUACUGUUCCUCAUAGUAUGAUAGAAUAUCAAGCUAUAUAUAUGAGACGUUAUUACUUUUAUAGCUGAAGAACUUUAUUAUGUUGUCUUCCACUUUGUUUUAUGCAAAAUAAUAAAAGCAAUAGUCGUUCCCUGAGGCCAGCUACCUAAGCUUCAAUUGAGUUCAUUCGCUCUUCAGUCGUGACAAAAUCUUUCCUUCCAAAGUGCCUCUAACUGUAAGGGUACAUAAUGUAUUUAGUGUUGUGCCAUACGUGUAUAUUUAAGUUCCAUAAUUUGAAUGUUUAUGGCACUAUUCCAAGUUCGAAUAUUCUGUUCGAUCUCUUACCAAUCAUGUUCCUAAGAUCUCAAUUAUUUUCCGACAACUUGUAAUGUUUUGGCGGCAAACUUAUUCGGUCUAUUGUUUUUGUAAAUACAUUUUGUUACCGUAUAAUUUAGUUGUGAUGAGUUUUUGUUAUAAGGUUUUGAGGGAAAAUCGUAAAUUGUUUUUUUGUCCUUGUAUUUGCAUGUCUAGUGAGGAGAAUAAAGUUACAUAAUAAAAGUA